AGUCCAGGCGGGCGGGUUUUGCGUCGGCCCAAUGGGAACGACGCGCAGACCUCCCCUUUAAGGAAUGUUGUGACCUGACGUCACCCGGGCGAGUUACCUCCCGCCGCCGCCGCCGCCGCCGCCGCCGCCGCCGGCUUCAGCGCAAGCCCCGCAGCCCUUGAGCGCGAGCCCCGGAGCCCCCGGAGCCCCGACCCACAGCCACAUCCCAAGCCGCACGCCUCUGAGCCUCGGCAGCGCGCCCCGCCGGGCCCGCGCGAUGCCCUCGGACCGGCCUUUCAAGCAGCGGCGGAGCUUCGCCGACCGCAGUAAGGAGGUGCAGCAGAUCCGGGACCAGCACCCCAGCAAGAUCCCGGUGAUCAUAGAACGCUACAAGGGUGAGAAGCAGCUCCCUGUCCUAGACAAGACCAAGUUCCUAGUCCCCGACCAUGUCAACAUGAGCGAGUUGGUCAAGAUCAUUCGGCGCCGCCUGCAGCUGAACCCCACGCAGGCCUUCUUCCUGCUGGUGAACCAGCACAGCAUGGUGAGCGUGUCCACGCCCAUCGCAGACAUUUAUGAGCAGGAGAAAGAUGAGGAUGGCUUCCUGUACAUGGUCUACGCCUCCCAGGAGACCUUCGGCUUCUGAGCCAGCAGCCCUUGCCUGUCUGCCCACCUGCCCCUCACCCACCUGAGGCUCUCCCCCCUGCCUGGACCUGCCUACCCCUGAAAGACUGGCCCUGGGCUCCCCCCAUAGCCACAUGGGGCUCCUUCCAUCACCACAUGGUAUACGGAUCUGUGGUCAUUGUCCCUCUGCAGAAUAAAGAUUGCUUAGGCCUGCCUGGCC
Messenger RNA from Heterocephalus glaber (naked mole-rat), 820 nucleotides. It is a transcript of the gene Map1lc3a, whose product is annotated as microtubule associated protein 1 light chain 3 alpha. Lineage: Eukaryota; Metazoa; Chordata; Mammalia; Rodentia; Bathyergidae. The record is from RefSeq and is a predicted model, not a curated record.